AAAUAACAAGCGGGCGGGGCCGUGGGAGUGAACAUGGGCGGUGUCAUCGAGGAGAGAGGGAGAGAGAGGGAGAGAGGAAGGGAGAGGUAGGCAGAGGCAGAUGCAGGCAAGAGGCAGGCCAUUGCGUCCUAGCUAAGCUCCGCCCUCAACGCCGCCACCACGGCACCACCACCACCACCACCACCACCACCGCGGCACUACACAUGACCACCGCCGCCAGUGUAUUCUUGGCCGUCGGUGGGUGAGGGUGCGCGCGACCGUCCCUUUGGCGUCCUCGUGUUCAGGUUUCGGAAACACAGGAAAACUAAUUAACAGGUUCUACGGCGGGAAAGGUGCAAAAAGAAAGAAAAAAAAGGAAAAAAAGGAGGAAAAAAUAUAUGUACCACUUUUCUGUGUAUCCAUGUUUUGUCCAAUGAGUGACUGAGAUGACUGAAAGAAAGAGUUGGUGAGGAGGAAACGGAUAAAGAGGAAAGAAAGGCGAGGAGGAAAAAUAAACGAGGAAAUAAUUGAAGGAUAAGGAAUUGAAUAAAGAAACGAGGUGCUAUUUUGUGACAAGCAGAAAACGUGAGGAAGGAAAAUACAUAACAAAUCCACAUCAAUCAUCACAAACUAACCAGAAAAGAAAGAGGAAAUCAUCUAACGUAACAUUCCUUCUUGUGUUUCCUUUCCUUCCUUACUCGAGAAAUAAAGAGAAGGAAAGAAAGGAGGAAAGAAAACUAGAACAAACACACAAACAGGGACCCAAAGUGAGGUAGCUCCAUACCCUCCCAUGCUUGCCGUUCUGUCCUCUAAAUCUGAGCCCACGAACCCAACCCAGCGGUGACACACAAGCCCCGAAGAUGCCCUAAGAAGUGACCGCAAGGAUUCAGUGCUAUGUGGGCGGGGUCUGGCUGGCCUCACACCUGUUCCACCCGGCCACGCGACGCCCACACCCCUUCGGACAUGCUCAGCUGAAGGGGGUGUCGCCAUGGCCUCGCCCGGGCGGAAGGUGGCCCCCGGAAAGGAAACACUACACAAGAGUAACAGUGAUCCGGUUCGCCGUAUCCACCGCCAGUAUGUGAAGGGUCGGGGGUCGGGAAGCACGCCCGUCUCCCGCUGCUUCCUCAACCUGGAUGGCUACUCGUAUGUCAUAGUUGCCAGUCCGCCCGAGAAGAAGAAGGACUCCUCGGACGACCCAAGUGUUCCUCCGCCACCCACCAGCAAGAAUGGACAGCUCUCAAAGCAAGGGUCCCUCACCAUCCUUCGGCGCUCCAGCAGCAGGACUCUGAGCGGCCGGGGGGCUCGCCACUCCUCAGACGGCGAUCCUGCAGACAACGUAGACCUCCUGCAGGAUGCACUUCCCGCCGUGGACACGCCUGAAUCCUGUGAAAAGGCCGCCCUUAGGUUACGCGCCCUCCUCCGACACCUACAGGAGGGCGAAGUGGCGGUCGGGGUGCUGCAGAAGAACCUACAAUUCGCCGCUGAUGUUCUCGACACUCUCUACGUUGAGGAAACUAACAGGUCUGAGGCGACGAAGGAUCGGGCUAUUACCAUCAGUCUGGGACCCCCAACCAAGAAGGGGCGUCGUCCCCCACUCUCCGCCGUCGCACUUGCCUCCAGGCGCCAUGUCGGGGACGAGGAGGACGAGCUGUCGGAGGUGGAGCCUGACGCGGUGCCGCAGGAGGUGAGGGAGUGGCUCGCCUCGACCUUCACGCGGCAACUCAACACCUCGCGCAGGAAGACUGACGAGAAGCCAAGAUUCAGGUCGGUGGCUAAUGCUAUUCGCGCCGGCAUCUUCGUGGAGCGCAUCUACAGACGCCUCUCCUCCGCCACCUUCCUCCAGCUUCCCCCGGAGGUCACACGUAUCCUGAAGAGCGUGGACGAGUGGAACUUCGACGUGUGGAAGCUGCAGGAGGCGAGCGCCAACACGCCCCUCAGAUGCCUCGCCUACGAGCUCCUCAACCGCUACGGGCUCCUGCACAAGUUCAAGAUGCCGCCCGCCACGCUGGAAACAUUCUUGACGCAGGUGGAGAGCGGCUAUUGCAAGUACAAGAACCCCUACCACAACAAUGUGCAUGCCGCUGACGUGCUGCAGACCAUGCACUACAUGCUCUCCCAGACAGGGCUCAUGAACUGGCUUAACGACGUGGAGAUCCUGGCAACCCUGAUGGCGGCCCUGGUCCAUGACUAUGAGCACACGGGCACCACCAACAACUUCCACGUCAUGUCUGGCUCUGAGACGGCCAUCCUCUACAAUGACCGUGCCGUGCUCGAGAACCAUCACAUCUGCGCUGCCUUCAGGCUGUUGCGUGCUGAGGAACACAACGUGCUUGUGAACCUGUCACGGGAGGAAUACAGAGAGUUCCGAACGCUGGUGAUUGAGAUGGUGCUGGCCACCGACAUGUCCUCACACUUCCAGCAGAUCAAGGCUAUGAAGACCAUGCUGGCCCUGCAGGACACCAGCUUGGACAAGGCCAAGUCCCUCUCCCUCGUCCUCCACUGCUGCGACAUCUCCCACCCAAGCAAAAACUGGGCAUUGCACGAGCGCUGGACGACACAGCUGCUGGAGGAAUUCUUCCGGCAGGGUGACAAGGAGAGAGAGCUGGGGCUGCCCUACUCUCCACUGUGUGACCGAAACAACACAUUGGUGGCUGAGAGUCAGAUUGGUUUCAUCGACUUCAUCGUUGACCCAAGCCUUGGUGUGUGUGGUGACUUGCUAGACAAAGUGGCAGCCCUCUCCGUCCCUCCCUCCACCCCCACCAUUGCUGAGGAGCCUCACAACGAGCCUGGAGGCCCUAUCAAGCGUCCAGUGCGGCCUGGAGGUGUGGUGGGUGUGGAGGUGCGGCGGCCGUGGCAGGACUGUCUGGCCGCUAACAAGGCACGCUGGAAGGAGCGGGCCAUGAAAGAUGCUGAAAUCCGUGCUGAAAUGGCUCUCAGGAAUGAAAAAGUGAAUGGUGAGUCUGGUGAGGGUGAAGAGGAUGCCCCUGAGGACACCAUUGAGGAGGAAGAGGGGGAGGGGGGCAAAGGGGAGGCUAGUAAUGAAGAGAAUGGUGAGUAACUCGGGAAUGGUAAAGGAUGACCCAUGGUUCUGAAAAUACAAACUUAAUAAUAUUUCUGCAAUGUUUUCAUGUUUUUUUUUUUUUUUUCAGCUUCAGAAAAAUUUGUUUAAGUGAUCAUUCAAUACAGUGUCUCAACAGGUGUCUACAAUUCUGCACCUUA
Molecule: messenger RNA, 3198 nt
Organism: Eriocheir sinensis (Chinese mitten crab)
Lineage: Eukaryota; Metazoa; Arthropoda; Malacostraca; Decapoda; Varunidae
Product: dual specificity calcium/calmodulin-dependent 3',5'-cyclic nucleotide phosphodiesterase 1A-like
Exons: 16
Coding region: 968-3037 (689 amino acids)
Biological process (GO): signal transduction
Molecular function (GO): 3',5'-cyclic-AMP phosphodiesterase activity
Source: RefSeq, a predicted model, not a curated record